CUCAAGUUCAACAACCAUGUCUUUCAAUCCCUCCAUCACAGAUGUCCAGAAGUACCUGAAAGCAGACUUCCAACCUAUUCAUGAGGAUCUCUUCUGGGAAGCAGCUGAGUCCAAAACGCCCGAGAAAUGGCAAGAGGAGCUGCAAUCAUCGAUUCGAGAUCGUCUCAAAGAUUUCGAUCCUAUCAAGCAAGGCUGGAAAUUAAUAGUUGAGAAGGCAUGCAUCACGGUCUCAGACAUCCGCCUCAUGCUUCAACAAUACCCUUCCGAACACAGAGAGCAGAAGAAACAAUAUGUCGUGGCUUCAGCCAAUAAAGCCAAUUACCUCGUGAAUGUACUAUUGGGUCGAAUUUCAACCAAAUGGUAUCCAGACGUCGAACAUCCCGCUUUCGACGAAGAUGAUGAGGCGUACAACAACUUCCUCAUCCAAUCACUCCACGAACUCAUGAACUCGAACCCGAAUACAGCGAUGUACAAUCGAUUCUUCUUUGCAUCGAAACUCAAAUGUGUCAACGACCAUGGGCGACUACCGAAGAAUAUCGAGCUGCAAGGAAAAGAGAAUUUGCCAUUCAUGGAACACAUUCAACAAUGGAAUGACAAAUACGGAUUCAUCCUCGUCUUCGGCGACUCGCCUCUAGAUUGGGAUACCAAAUUAUCGAAGAUGGCCAUCGAGAAAGCCAACAAAUGCCUUUCCCACAACAGCCCUCAAUGUUCCACCAAAUUCAUCACUUGUGGAACAGCAAUGCGUCCCUUUGGAACAACAAUCGUUGAAUCAUUCGAACUCAAGCAAUACCUUCUCAGCCAUGGAGUCUCUGAAAAGAAUAUCUUGAUCGAUACAUGCAGCGAGCAUACCAAUACCAAUAUCUGGAAUGCAGCAUGUCUAGCCUUCGAAGCUGGGAUGCCGAUCGAGAAGAAGAUGAUUGCCUUUAUGCUGGGGGAGCAGUUUGCGUUUGUUGCAGGGAACAAAGAUGGUGGGAUGAGGCAGAGGACUAAAGAGGAGGUUUGCCCGGAUAUGUAUGAUUAUUUGACAAUUGAGAAGGGGGAUAUUGAUGGGAGUGUUGUGGUGGGAUUCAAGGAGAGCUUCAAGGACUGUCCGAAGUGGAGGUUGCAGUGGAAGAAUCACGUUGGGAAGGAAAUUGAGGUUGAGGAUAUUCUUGAAGAGGGGUUUGAGUAUCUUUGAGGAUUGUCGGGGUUCUUGAACUUCAAGCUAGCGUUUUCUUGGUUGCUUUUCUGGAGUGGAUCACUGAAU
Molecule: messenger RNA, 1246 nt
Organism: Mollisia scopiformis
Lineage: Eukaryota; Fungi; Ascomycota; Leotiomycetes; Helotiales; Mollisiaceae
Exons: 1
Coding region: 17-1177 (386 amino acids)
Source: RefSeq, a predicted model, not a curated record